Messenger RNA from Brienomyrus brachyistius, 2659 nucleotides. Its product is annotated as calcium-responsive transactivator-like. The transcript is spliced from 11 exons. The record is from RefSeq and is a predicted model, not a curated record. Gene Ontology annotation, biological process: positive regulation of dendrite morphogenesis; positive regulation of transcription by RNA polymerase II. Bases 246 to 1508 code for a protein of 420 amino acids. Gene Ontology annotation, cellular component: nucleus. Lineage: Eukaryota; Metazoa; Chordata; Actinopteri; Osteoglossiformes; Mormyridae. Gene Ontology annotation, molecular function: transcription coactivator activity.
UAGUAAGGCGAUCAGAGUGCUGCAAUGCAAUGGAAAGAAAAACGCUAUUCAGUUUAUGCAGCUGUUAAAUAUAUUUAAGAUUUAUUUUGACCCUGCAUUGGAUCAGUCCAGAUUUGACCGAACACACCCCCCCUUUUUUAGCUCAAAUAACGGGAACCCUAAAUCCGUAAUAGGAGGUAGCUAGAAUUAAAUAUUAGGUAGUAUAAUAGAAAAAUACGUUUACUGUAUAUCGCUAAAUCAAGACAAUGUCCGUCGCGUUUGCUUCGGCUCGGCCAAGAAGUAAAGGAGAGGUGACACAACAAACUAUACAAAAGAUGCUUGAUGAAAACCAUCACCUGAUUCAAUGUAUUAUGGACUACCAAAGUAAAGGCAAAACAGCAGAAUGCACUCAGUAUCAGCAGAUAUUACACAGAAAUCUGGUCUAUCUUGCUACAAUAGCAGAUUCAAAUCAAAACAUGCAGUCAUUGUUGCCUGCUCCCCCAUCCCAGAACAUGAACGUGGGGCCUGGAGGAAUGAGCCAGAGUGCCAGUGCCCAGGGUCUUCAUUCCCAGAGCAACCUGAACGACAGCAUGUCCUCCAGCCUGCCCACCGCCUCACUCAUGCAGGGUCAGAUCACCAAUGGCCCUAGCCACACUGCUAUCCAGUCUUCAGGUCAAACAGCUCUCCCUCCAACCUCCAUGAGCCUGCCAGUCAGCAGUCAUGCUCCAUCAGCUGGGUACAGCCAGGCGGUGUCGUCUUCACAGGGUGUUCCAAUGCAGAGUCAGGGCCAGUCCAUGGGUAGCUACACCUCCCGUGGCAACCUCAACUUGCCCUCCAGCCAAGUAACGAUGAUGCACCAGCAGGCGGCGACGUCCCAUUACUCCUCUGCUCAGGCCGGGAGUCAGCACUACCAGGGGCCUCAGCCAAUGGGGAUGCUCAGCCAGGGUAACCAAGGAAACAGCAUCAUGGCGCAGAGACCCAUGGCAUCGUAUCGCACUUCACAAGGAUCCGCUCUGCAGUACACUGGACAGGACGAAUUCUACGGGGAACCAUAUGGCCACAGUCAGAGCUCCAACGAGCCCAUUAACCAGCAGUAUUACUCUGAUGGUACCGUAACAACUGCAAGCCCCCUACCUGACAAGCCCAGUCACCACAGCAGUCACGGGGAGUAUUCAUACCAGCAGUCCUCCUACGGUGAGCCUGGAUAUGAGAGGAGCUUUGAGGAGUCCUCACAGCAUUACUAUGAAGGAGGAAACAGUGCACAGUACAGUCAGCCACAGGCCUCCUACCAGCAGAGCUCCAGCCAGCAGCAGCCUUUCAGCCAGCAGCAGUAUCCCACACAGCAGAACUAUGGCGGGCAGCAGCAGGCCUACGGCCCGGGGCAGGCAGCGUCCGCGCAGUACUCCAGCUACCAGGCGGGCCAGGGCCAGCAGUACAGCUCGUACCGUCCCUCCCAAGCCACGCCCAGUGGACAGACGCAGAGACCCUAUGCCUAUGAUCAGAGCCAGUAUGGAAAUUAUCAGCAGUGAUUCGCCAAAAGCUCCAGCAGCAGUCGUUCCACAGAGUUUUCACCUCAAAACCAUUUCGACAUUCCUCAGCUUGUGGGUCUGACUGAUAAGCGUGUCGUAGUGCUGCUCAGCGGGAGAGUAGAAAUGCCCGAAACUGAUCACUCAGUUUUUCAUUAGCCUAUUUUUUACUGAAUAAAUGAAUCCAAAUGGCUGCAGCAGUUCCAGAAGGAAGGAUUCUGAUUUGUCAGAGCAUUGGACAGGAUUAUGGGGAUCUCACUGAAGGGGCUAUUAUUUAAUUAGUGUAUUAACACUUGUGUUAACAGCUGGCAAACAUCAAGUGCCAGUUUACUACAUGGGAUGAGUGGAAGGAAAUUUCUGAAAGCUGUAGUCUGGGUUUUAAUCUGGGUCUUAAUCUAUAAUCUGACCCAAGACACCUGUAUUGCAAUAGUAUAAAUGGAGUCAUGUUUUGUGCUGGUAAAUUUCUCCUUUUUGGAUUCAUUUUAGCUGUUCUUGGUCACAUCCCAUCUUUAUUACUAUCUGGUUUUUAUAUGGGAAAUCAUGCAUCCCAUAUUUGCCUGUGGUACUUUAAACAGUAUAAUUUAGAAGACAAAUCUGGCAGUAUAUUCAGGAUGCAUUAAGGCAAAUGUAAAUUAUAUUUACAAUUAGACGUAUUUUUCAAAUGGCCUGCUUAGUUAAAACUAUUUAAAGUAGAACACUUCAAAUUACAGUGCGUCAUAUAUUUAUUUUUAAAUAGACGAUUUGUGUACUGAUACUAAAUUUUCCUUGUUUUAGUUAUUUUUAGAUUCUGCAGCAUAAUGGAGACAUACAGUAUAUUUUAACUCCCUUAGAACUGGGAUCUUGAUUGGUGUGCCGGUAUUGUACAGUAUAGUAUCAUUCCCAUGUAUGUCCUUUUCUGCUCUGAAUUAAUAAUCACAUUCAGCGUAUUUCAGGAGUCCUCAGCAAAGCACAAUUAAUCUUGAAUCUCCUGCCUUUGUCAGCACCUCUUGUAGCUUGUCAUCCUUUUUUUGAACAUAUGCAGGCGACUUUAGCAAUACCACCAAUUAGAAUUCCGGCAGGAUCCGUCAGUCACCAUGUACACUCAGACUGCCUUCGUAUGAUCAAGAGAAUGUUUCUCACCUAUUCUCAUUCUAAUGUAAAUCCUGUAAACUCAA